Molecule: messenger RNA, 2494 nt
Organism: Sinocyclocheilus grahami
Lineage: Eukaryota; Metazoa; Chordata; Actinopteri; Cypriniformes; Cyprinidae
Product: lysosome membrane protein 2
Exons: 13
Coding region: 707-2302 (531 amino acids)
Biological process (GO): protein targeting to lysosome; receptor-mediated endocytosis
Cellular component (GO): cytoplasm; membrane; lysosome
Molecular function (GO): scavenger receptor activity
Source: RefSeq, a predicted model, not a curated record
CUGAGCUGUAACGGCUGUUCCAGGGGAUUCGUCAGCGCAGUGUUAUUGUUUGUAUAUUUUAACCGCACAUAUAUCCAAAUGAAGCACUUAAUGUACUAUAUUAAUACAUUAAAUGCACUGCUAGUGUAUUUGGGAUCAGGCUAGAUACGAAGUUGUACACUUUUACAAUGAAACCAGAAUUUGAUCUGCCGUUCUGUUGGUUUGCUGUUAGUAAAAACACUUAUUUGUCUUGUUAUUAACGUAUAAAUUGCGUCAGGGCAGUAGAAGAUUUACUUAGUCGUUCUGACAGGCACACAUAAAUCCGUUUUGAAAACCCCUUUAAAUUGUGACCUCAGCUCCGAGGGAGGUUUAACACACGCCCCACUCUCCAAAAAGUGUGUUUCUCAUGCAUGACUGGCUCAUUUGAAUCUAGUGAGGGAGAAGACCUCCGUUCCUCUGCGUUAUUCGGGCUGAUCGUCUCUUAUCUCGGCAUCCGAGAAACGCUCCCGCUAAUCGCCCAUCAUUGGGAUCGUGAACGCUGACUCCCCAAUGCUAGAAGAAGAAGAGGGAAACCCUGUCUGCCUGUGAGGCGAUCAGAGAAAAAACGGACACAUACCCGGAGCUUCUCCAGUAGAAGUUCGGAACGAGAGAAAAAGAGAUAGAAAGGAAGAAUAGUGUUAUUAUUGUAAUUCCCCCCCUACAGAUUAGCCGAUUUGAAACAUCAAAAAUGACUAGAAGAUCUUGUGCCAUUUACGCCACCGGGAUCGUGUGCGCUCAUUUGCUCAUCUUGGGAAUCGCCCUUCUGGUGGCUCAAGUCUUCCAAACAAUGAUUCAGGAACGGAUCAAAAAGGAGAUCACACUGGCUGAGAACAGUAGAGUAUUGGAGGGCUGGAUCAAUCCACCUCCACCUGUUUACAUGCAGUAUUUCUUCUUCAAUGUUACCAACUCCGAUGAGUUUUUGGCUGGGAAGGAGAAGCCCAAAGUCACUCAAAUAGGGCCAUAUACCUACAGGGAAUAUCGACCCAGGGAAAAUGUCACCUUUCUUGAGAAUGGGACGAAAAUCUUUGCCACAAAUCCCAAGAGCUUUGUGUUUCUUCGCAACAUGUCAUCGGGAGAUCCUGCGGUUGACCGUGUGAUAACGGUUAACAUUCCAUUCAUUGCCGUGAUGAACGAGUUAAACUCCUACUCCUUCUUUCUGAGGUCUGCUGUGUCUAUGUGGAUGGGAUCCAUGGGCAUCGAGGUGUUUAUGAAUCGCACAGUCCAUGAGGUCCUGUGGGGUUUCAAAGAUCCGCUGCUGUCCAAACUCCACGCCAUGAGACCAGAAGUGGAUGAGCAUUUCGGCCUUAUGUACAAUAAAAAUGGAACCCAUGAGGGUGAAUUUGUUUUCCACACUGGAGAGAAGAACUACAUGGACUACGGCAAGAUUGACACGUGGAACGGCAUCAGUCAGAUGAACUGGUGGUCGUCUAACCAGAGCAACAUGAUCAAUGGUACCGAUGGCAGUGUCUUCCACACCUUCCUGUCCAGGAAAGAGCUCCUCUACAUCUUUGCUGCUGAUCUGUGCCGAUCCAUUCAUUUGGCUUACGUGGCUGACAAAGAGGUGAAGGGCAUCCCUGCCUUCCGCUUCGCCCCUCCUUCAGAUGUACUCGCUCCCCCAGAUGAGAACCCCAGUAACGCUGGCUUCUGCGUGCCUGCUGGGGACUGUCUAGGAAAAGGAGUCCUCAAAGUCAGCGUCUGUCGACAAGGUGCACCCAUUGUUGUGUCAUUCCCUCAUUUCUACCAAGCCGAUAAGAGGUACAUCAAUGCCAUCGACGGAAUGAACCCAAAUGAGGAAGAACAUGAAACAUACCUCGACAUCAACCCGACCACAGGGGUUCCCAUUCGUGCCUGUAAGAGAGCUCAGCUCAAUGUCAUACUGAAGCGAGUCUCUGGCUUCCCCAAAACAAAAUUCCUGAAUGAGACCAUUUUCCCCAUCAUGUAUGUCAAUGAGACGGCAACUAUUGACGAUGAGUCUGCAGCCCAAAUGAGGAUGCUUCUGCUGAUUGUAACAGUUAUGUCCAACUUCCCAGUCAUCAUUGUGGGACUGGGGGUCAUUUUACUUGUGGUCCUGAUCUUCCUCGUCUGCAGGAACCGCCAGAGAAAGAAUGAAGUAAAACGUAUUGAUUUUACUGAAGCUUUUCAUUCUUUUGCUACGACGAAGGAUGAAACGGCUUAUACCCAAGUGAGCAACCAAGCAGAGGAUUCGCCAGAGAACCGCACCAAUCAGCCUUUGAGGAACGGAUCUUACAUCGCCAUGUCGCCAGUAGAGGCGCAAAAGUGUUGAUGAAGAUGACUGGUGGAGUCUCGCCUAAAGACAUCACGUCUAUCUUGCUCACCCUUUUUAUAUGGUAGUUUUCACCUGUGCGAUUCGUCUUCGGGGACCAGGCCCUGCACGCUCACCACUGUUUGCCGAGGGUCACUUAUUUGACUCGUGACUUUUUUGUUUCCUUGAGCAUGGCCUUUCAAACUGCCAUAU